AUGUUGGGCCCUACGUUUGUUCUGUGGGAUGUGGGAUCUCCCUUAUAUACCUAUGGAUCCAUCUUCAUUAUUGCAUUAAUUAUUUGGCAAGUGAAAAAGAGCCGCCAAGAACUAAGAUCAGAGCAUAAUAAGACCUGUUGCCAGCGUCACCGAAAAGUCAAACAAAGAUCUAGAGAUAGAACAUCAAAAGCUCAGAUAACAUCCCAGGAAGAGGCAGAGAAGCUUCGGAAGCUGCUCUCUGUCAUGAAAAGCCAGGGCUGGCUUCCUCAAGAGAAAAGCGUGCGGAAGCUCCUGUGUGCAGAUCCCCACUGCAAAAUCUGCAAUACUGCAGCUCUGGAGAUUCAGGAGUUGCUGAAGGCUGACACCAACCAAUUCUCCACCACUUUACUGGGGCCAUCUGAUAUAAAGAUGUUGCCCAGGUCAAACAUGUCUUUUGAGCAGAAUCUGGAGCUUCAUUCCCAGAACUCUGGAGAUAUUUCACUGGCAACUGUAACCCCAAGACAAACAGAACUAACAGAACAUUUAGCUCAGCCAACCAAUGUAGUCAGCAUCCAAGAAUACUGGGCUGAUCAUCUCCAACUAGUGCAGGACAUUCAGUUGCCAGAGACGUCCCUGGACUCAGAGAUGGUGGCUUCUUCAAGAUUUGAGGGAACUAUGAUUACAGUGAAUGAGCAGGAGAUACAGAUCACUGCUAACUGUGCCCAGGGGAACAAACAACACUAUCGUCUAAAGGCCCAAGACUCUUUUCUGCCAUUGAACUCAAAGAUCACUAAACAGACACAUCCUACAGCCUUGCACAUAGGUUUAUUCCUCCCUACCCACCUGGCAUUCCUGUGUCCUGAAGUACUGAGGCUUCUCGAAGUACAUGUAAAAAAAUGGAUCCACUUCCAGAAGUGGGGACUCCCCAGACGUGUGGAAAAUUCUCUAAGGGAGCUUAUGCCAGAUCCAACUUUGUUUUGCCUAUCUAGAAAAAACCUACAGACUUGCUCCUUCCCAAGUAGUACUUCUAAAGUCACUGCUCACAUAAUUGGUACCAUACCCUACCAGUCCUGGCAUUCAUGUUUGGCUUAUCAGCACACACAAUCCCUCUGGGUUUCUGAGUGGUCUGUUACAAGCCUAGGGAAAAGAGUCCAACAAAACCAGAAUUGUAAGGUACACCCCCUGCCCUGUAGAGCAGUGGCAGUAAUAAGUGGCCACCGUCCACUGCCUAAAAGACAGACUAAUGACUCAAGGAGCAGCGUGUGGCAAAGAUACCACCAGCUAUUCUGUGGCCUACCUUCUCUACACAGUGAGUCCCUGGUUGCCAUUUUCUUAGGCCCUCAACGACUCUCCAAAAAUAUGUCCAAGCUGUCUUUGAAGGAUCUUCAUCUCUUCAAAGACCUCUCCUACCUCCCCUUGCUGAGUCAGCCUGGCCUUGUGUUAGCUCAAGUCACCCCCUCCCCACCUUGUCCAAAUGGGGAGUAUCCAACCCAGCAUCAGGAGGCUCUGAUCACCGUCCCAAUUCUGACUCUGGCUGAGUGUGAAGCCUUAGAAUGGCACCUGCUGCAGAGGCAGCUCCAGCUCCAGUGGGGCCUGCCAGCUGCCUUGCAUCCAUCUCAGCAUGCCCAGAGCCCCGUGCGGUGUGAACUGCAUAACAAAGUCCAGUCCUGUGAGAUUGUGAAAGCUUCCUGGUCAGGGAAGCCCUUCUCAAUCCUCACCAGAGAACUCCACUUCUUCCCAGAGCAUGCCCACAAGCUACUGGGAUUCCACCUCCAGAAACACUUGAUGCACCUUCGCUGGGGCCUGCCUGAGAAGAUACAGAAGUCCAUCCAGUUGGUUCAUUCCUCCACUGGCCAGCAGCCCCUGUCCUGGAGCAACAAAGCCCUACCCAACAUGAGCAUCUCCAAGCCUGGGGCCCCAGAGGCUAAAGGAGAUGGUUGUCUCUUCUCCCCCAUGAUUUCACAAGUGUCUGUCCCCAUGCCACAUUUUUUUGUCCAAGCUCAGGCAAUGUUGCAAAGCCACAUUGAUUCCAAAUGUGGGCAGAUUCACCAGGGCAAGGUCCCUGAUCUUGUAUACAGUUCCUGGGAAUGCAGAAUUCCUGGGGUGCUAGCAAUGGCUCCCUUCGCUGACAUGCUACAAGGGCAGCCUCUGGAGCUGCAGGCAGCAAGUGAACCUGAUCUAUAUCACAAAGUGAUGCCCUGUGAGCCAAUGGCCCUUGGCCAGCAGCCAGAGGCCUUACCAGGUGCUGCCACUGAACACCAAAAGCGUCCCCAAGCUCUAUCUGAUGAAACCAUUGAGAAACUGGAGACAACUUUACGGCAUAAGUAUCUGGCCUUCCUGUCAGGCCUCCCUGCUCUUUACUCUGUGGCUCUCUCUAGAGUUACAUCACCAAUAGCCACUAACCAAUCUGUUAUCACAGAGAUGGUGUCUAAGUCUAUUAAGAUCCCACAGGAGCCUCUGGUUCAGAUGCUCUCCCUUGAAGCCUCAGUCAAGAGCCCUGGACCAUGCUUUCAAGAUGAUAACAAACCUUGUGAAGUCACUGGAGAAAAAUCCCAGCCUGAACUACAGGUGGAAGCCGAAACAGAAAGGGCACCUCCCAAGAAGCAGGCACUUUCUGUCAGCCCUUGCUUACUCAAUACACAUAUGCUUGCUAAAUUAAAUUUCCACCUGAAGAAAAAGGUCCUAGAGAUACAACUGGGAAUUCCUGAAGGUGCAAGAAAGUCCAGGAAACCAAAUGUAGCAGUUCCAGAGUACAAAUGCUCACAGGAGUGUCUUCAGAGUAAGAAACACCAAGGAAACACAGUGCUCCAGGAACUACCUCUAGACCCUCCUCCUGCUUCAAAGUGGCUCUGCCCCAAAGAAAAGCAGGCCACUGAGCAGGCCACUGAGCUAGAGGCAAUACAGCAUAACCAAAAGCACCCUGGUCUGAAAGCCGUGCCCUAUGGUUCUGCCCCCUGGGUCUCCGAGAUCUCUCAACCUAGUAGGGACAUGACUGAGGCUCAGGUGCUUUGUGUUCAAGUUCAGACCAAUGUGAGCCACCCCAGCCUGGAGAAACCCCGAAGUCCUGAGCCCCAAAGCCCUGGGAAAAGCAAGGACUUAGCCCAUGUGUCCAUGCUGGCAAGAAAGAGAGAGGACCACCCAGAGAAGCUCGAGGCAGCAGGAGACCCUGGAGGAGGAGAUGCAGGGUUUGAGCUCUCCUCAGCCACUGAGGACAGACCCCAUGCCGAAGUCCAGAGGCCAGAGGGGAUACUCCUGAACAAGAUACCCCAAGGCUCAUGGCGGUGGAAAUACAACUUUCAUCCUGUGAAUCCCUGCCAACACAGCUCCCAGAGUCACCCACAGCCAGAGUCAAUUCCCAGAGGAAGAGAAUCUGCGCAUGACUUGCCUCACAGACUAAGCAAGUCAAAUGGCAUCCUCUCACCUGAAAGGACCCCCAACAACGUGCAGCCUGUGGCAGCCCACGCUCCCCAGGGCCAGCCUUUCCUGGACCAACCAAUUCAGGAUCAGCUUUUGCAGAGCCCAGCUUGCAAAGGUCAGGUUUUGAAGGGGCUCAUGAGGCCGGCCCCUGCUCACAGGGAGACCAGAUUUGCAGACACUGGCCUGAGAAGUAAGAUAAAAUCUUUUCUAUACCGUAUGAGCCCUGAGAUGAAAGGCAAAGGGCACCUGGAAUCCACAUCCUGUACAGCUGGCAAGGAAGCCAAACCCAGAAUGGAAAAUGUCCUAAGCAGCCUGGCUCAUGCCCCAAGUCCCAUGAAGAGAACCAAGACAAAGAAGCCAAUGGAGCACCCCAAGGUCCAGCCUGAUCCUACUGAGAGCCCAGUGGGCACAGCCUCCUUAGCAGGUCCUCCUUCCCCAGGCAAUAAGCUUCGCCUGCGCUCCAGACCACAAGGCUCUGCCCCAGUACUGGGCCAACCCCUCCACUGCCCUCGACACUGCCCUCAAGUGGCUUAUGCCACCCAACCAGGGAAUACACCUUAG
Messenger RNA from Dipodomys ordii (Ord's kangaroo rat), 3957 nucleotides. Its product is annotated as protein FAM205A-like. The record is from RefSeq and is a predicted model, not a curated record. The transcript is spliced from 5 exons. NCBI's taxonomy places the organism in Eukaryota, Metazoa, Chordata, Mammalia, Rodentia, Heteromyidae. The coding region runs from base 1 to 3957 and encodes 1318 amino acids.